Messenger RNA from Pantherophis guttatus, 1645 nucleotides. RefSeq names its product chromatin remodeling protein CFDP1 (gene CFDP1). Lineage: Eukaryota; Metazoa; Chordata; Lepidosauria; Squamata; Colubridae. The record is from RefSeq and is a predicted model, not a curated record. Gene Ontology annotation, cellular component: Swr1 complex.
UUACUUCCGGGGGAAGAAAGGAUCUGGGGGGCGUAUACUUCCGGGUUGUCGCCUCGGGGCGUGUGAUCCGUAAGGUUGGAGUCGCGCCGGAAGAGCCAUGUCGGAUUCGGAGGAUUUUUCGUCGGAGGAGGACGAGGAUUACCUGCCCUCAGGGGAAGAAUACAGUGAAGACGAUGUCAGCGAGCUGAUAAAAGAAGACGACGAGGAAGAGCAGAAGCUGCAGCAGCCAGACUGGAAGAAAUGCAAAAAGGACGCUAAAGGAAUCGCACCUCGGAAAAGAAAGAAACAACACAGGCUUUCCUUAGACGUGGCUGAAGGAGAAUCUUCAAAAGACAAUAAAAGCGAUGAGGAGGACGGUGAACCGGGAGAAAGUCACAACACGCGUAUAAACGAAAACGAGGAAAGGAAAAAGGAGGAGGCGUUGUGGGCCAGCUUUCUCAGUGAUGUUGGCCAGAAACCCAAAGUGGUUUCCGCAGAACAAGCUCCCUGCAACCAGAAACACACGUCAGCCGAUGAGAAGAAUGUGUGCAAGUCUCAAGGGGAGCCAAAGGAAACCGAGAGCAACAAAAUCACUGUCACUAAAGUGUUUGACUUUGCUGGCGAAGAGGUGAGGGUCACCAAGGAAGUAGACGUUGCUUCAAAGGAAGCCCAGCUCUUUCGGAAACAGCUGGAGCCGAAUGUGGCAACCCAGACAUCUCAUCCGACUGUUUCGGGAGUGAAGCGGCCUAGCAGUAUUAACAGCCUUCUGGGGAAGAUCGGCUCUAAAAAGCAGAAAAUGAGCACGCUGGAGAAGUCCAAGCUGGACUGGGAGCACUUCAAAGAAGAAGAAGGCAUCGGUGACGAGCUGGCCAUCCACAACAGAGGGAAAGAAGGGUACCUGGAGAGACGAGCCUUCCUGGAAAGAGUGGAUUACCGUCAGUUUGAGCACGAGCGAGAUAUCCGCCUGAGCAACAUGAAACCCUGAACCGCGGGCCGAGUCCGACUCUCCGAAUCCAGCCAUCCCCAGCAUGGCCUCUCCGGGUCUUCUCUCCCACCGCAAUAGGUCAAUAGGUGAACGGAGGACUUUGCCAGGCAAGGGGCAGCUCCGGGCAGCAGAUAGUUUUAACUGGGCAAGUCCUGUUGCCCGUUUUCUCGGGCCGGGGAAAAGGGCCAAGAUUCCCGGCUUGUCCACGUUUUUUGGUAGUUUGGAAGAACACAGCAGACUCGGAUUGUGGAGUCGCUGCCAUCCCCUCCUGCUUGUGCCCGUCGCCCGGGCGCUGGUUCUGCAUGACACCGGCCCUGGGAUCCUCCACGUUGCUGGCACCAGCGGUCUCCUUGUGCCACUGAAAAGAUCCCCACACAACACACACACACACACACACAUCGCAAUCUUGCAUUGGACCAGUCUCGGGUUCUGGGGAGUAAAGUACCCCACCCCCACCCCCCAGCCUGCUUUCCUAAGAGACUUUCCCAUUCAGGAAUCCUUAAGUUUCCUUCUGGGUUUUUUUUUCUUCUCCUAAUUCCUUUUUUUCCCAGAUGUUCUUGUUUUUUUAAAGCAGUCCCUCUGAGCGCUCAGAAAUCUCCCUAAGAGCAGCAGCCUGCCUGGGAGGGAGGGAGGAAUGCCAGCCAUCUCCUUUCUCCCCUUGAAUAAAGUGUUAAAUCCGUU